CCGGGUUGCAGAGCAGCAGAGCAGCAGAGGAGCAGACUCUCUGAAACUCAAGCACGGAUUUUCUCUCCGCGCUGACUACAGGAGGAGGACGCAGCGAACGGAAAGGAGGACGGUUAAACUCCCGGAAAAGACGCGCCACAGGUGGAUGCUGGGAAAUCGGACGGUGUGUGGAGAUGUUUUUAGAUGCCGCGCAGUUCGGGGCUCUGUUACCCCUGGCGGCCGCGCUCACCUCGGUGCUGUGCGCGCUGCUGCUGCUGGCUCUGACCCGCCAGCUGUGGAGCCUCCGCUGGACUCUGACCCGGGACAAGGAGAGCAGUCUGCCGCUGCCCAAAGGCUCCAUGGGCUGGCCGCUGGUCGGGGAGACUUUCCACUGGCUGUUCCAGGGCUCGAACUUCCACAUUUCGCGCAGAGAGAGACAUGGGAAUGUGUUUAAGACCCACCUUCUCGGGAAACCCGUGGUCCGAGUGACGGGAGCAGAAAACAUCCGGAAGAUUCUCCUGGGAGAACACAGUCUGGUCUGCACUCAGUGGCCUCAGAGCACCCGCAUCAUCCUGGGGCCCAACACACUGGUGAACUCCAUCGGAGACCUGCACAAGAGGAAGAGGAAGAUCCUGGCUAAAGUGUUUAGCCGCGGCGCUCUGGAGUCCUACCUUCCUCGGCUGCAGGAAGUCGUGAAGUCUGAAAUCGCCAAAUGGUGCUCGGAGCCGGGAUCCGUCGACGUCUACAGCGCCGCCAAAUCUCUGACUUUCCGGAUCGCCGUCCGGGUCCUUCUGGGUCUGAAGAUGGAGGAGGAGCGGAUCGUUUACCUGGCGCAGAUCUUCGAGCAGCUGAUGAACAACCUGUUCUCUCUGCCUUUCGACGCUCCACUCAGCGGGCUGCGUAAG
Messenger RNA from Gymnodraco acuticeps, 884 nucleotides. RefSeq names its product cytochrome P450 26C1-like. Gene Ontology annotation, biological process: sterol metabolic process. NCBI's taxonomy places the organism in Eukaryota, Metazoa, Chordata, Actinopteri, Perciformes, Bathydraconidae. Gene Ontology annotation, molecular function: oxidoreductase activity, acting on paired donors, with incorporation or reduction of molecular oxygen; iron ion binding; monooxygenase activity. The transcript is spliced from 4 exons. The record is from RefSeq and is a predicted model, not a curated record. The annotation marks the transcript as partial.